Messenger RNA from Diatraea saccharalis (sugarcane borer), 2181 nucleotides. The record is from the annotation of a GenBank genome assembly. NCBI's taxonomy places the organism in Eukaryota, Metazoa, Arthropoda, Insecta, Lepidoptera, Crambidae.
CACUGCGACUCGGGCGUUCGCCGUCGCAACACAACGUACCGUUUGACGCACGCUACUCGCCUGCGCACGAUCAGCUGUCUGCAUAAACACGUCGCCGUCAUCGCGAGCUAGCGCUAACCAUCAAUAAGCCGCAGUGCGGUGUGAAAUGGAGCUGCUGUGCGCGGAGCAUGUGAGCCCUAUCAGUGAGGGCGAAAAUACAGGCACAGCUAGGGCGGUGCCGCAGGUCGCCGUGCAUGACCCGGUGCUGCUGCGGCGGCGCGUACUCGACAACCUGCUGCGCACAGAGGAGCGGUACGCCGUCACCGCCAAUUACUUCGGCACCGUGCAGACCGAGAUCACCCCCAACAUGCGCCGCCUCGUCGCCGAGUGGAUGCUUGAGGUAUGCGAGGAUCAAAGUUGCCAGGAAGAGGUGUUCCCAUUGGCGGUGUCCUACUUGGAUAGGUUUCUAAGCGUGUGCGCGGUGCGCAAGAGUCAAGUUCAGCUGUUGGGCACCACAUGCUUGUUGUUGGCGUCUAAGCUGCGAGAACCAAGCUCACGGUGUCUGCCUGCUGAACUACUCAUCUUCUACACAGCUAAUAGCAUUACUCUCGCAGACCUUUGCAGCUGGGAGUUGCUGGUGCUAUCCAAGCUGAAGUGGGACGUAGCUGGCGUGACGGCACACGAUUUUCUCCCACUUUUGCUAUCCCGACUACCACUGCGAGGGCUCGUCAAUACUGAGAUGGUGCAACGUCAUGCGCAAACUUUCAUCGCCCUAGCCGCUAGAGAUUACCAAUUUACAUUGUACUCUGCGAGCUCAUUAGCAGCUUGCAGCAUCGCUGCGGCACUGCGCGGUCUCGGUUUAGAUGGUCAUAUGGCUCUCUUACAAGAACUCACACGGAUUGACUUGGAUUGUCUCCAGACAUGCUUGGAACAAAUCGAAGCGAUGGUGGAUAACAUGAUCGAAGAAAGAUCUGUCUCGAUCCCAAACGGUCAGAGCAGGGAGGCAGCGGGUUGGACCCCCCCUCCCAGCCAGGAUAAGGCGCACAGUAACGCCGCCACGCCCACCGACGUCAGAGACGUGCACUUCUGAGGCACUACUGUGCGUCCAGCGACAAAGGAACUAUUGCUUUAACUACGGUGCGUUAGUACGAAAAUACUUUAAACUAAGACGUGCGUGCAUCCAUUAUGGAGGACUGACACCAAGACUGACAUUGGCACGUGUUUAACGUAGGUGCCUACUUACUGUAUGUUCUUUAGGUUAAGUGCGCGUUUAUUAUGACGUAAGCUCUAUUCUACGUGUCAAGACUACGACUAAGACAGCUUUAGAUGUUUCAAUAUAUCUAUUCAACAAUAACUAAAUUUAUUUCAACUAAGCUGAACCAAUCUACGAACUAUAACUAGGACAACGCUGAAAAGUUUACUAAGUAGUUUCAGGUGUAAAAUGGUUCGAGAUAUUACAAUCUACCUCUAUAUUUUUAAGACAUUAGCUUCAAAUUCAUUUUUGCUAUCGACUACCUUAUAAAUAGCUGUUACACAUAGUCAUUACAUAGGCAUUGUAAUCGAAUGGGACCAAAGUUAGCUCUUCGCAAUAUCUUGAUUUCAAUGAUGAACUGAUUUACUACUUCAGGAACUUGUCAUUAUUUUUAGUUAAUAUCAUAGGACCUACAAUAGUAUAGUAUUGUUUGUCAACGUCUAAUUAAAUUCCUAAUUAUAUAUACCUACUUAAGUAAGAAGAUAUUGAUAAAUAAUGAAUUUAUAAAGUUCAAUAGUUUGCUGUGAAUACAGCAGUUAGUCUUUCGUUACUUCAAGUUUGUAUUUUAAAAUACAAUACUUCUAUCUGAUUUCGUUUUUUUUUCGGGGGAAGGCAAUAAAUUACGCUUUAUAAUAUUAUAAAAAAAUAACUAAUAUUAUUUCAUUUGUUAUUAUAUUUAUAAACUACAGAGUCGACUAUAAUAGCUGCGUUUAAAGUAACUACACCUCUCUCUUCAAAUCUAUAACUAAAUAUGUUAUGAAAUAUAAAUAGAUAAACUAAACGAUUCUCUUAAUUAUAUAGGGGAUUUAAUUAUAAUUUUAUAAUCUUGUUCCUGUUUGAUAAGAAAUACCAACAAUGAACUUUUAUUGUGAUAGAUUUUAAAAGUUAUCAAACUUCAUAUAAUAGUCACUUUCAGUCAUAAUAUGUUAACUUAGGAGUUUACUUUAUAG